AUGUUUGUAGUUUUGGGGAGUGCCUAGCCCCCGUAGAUAAAUGGAGUUGUUUUCUGUAUUCGGUGGAUUACAAUUAUUUGGAGGACUUCAAUCAACACAACUUAUGGCGACAUCUAGUUCAAUUUGCCCAGACUGGGCGGUUUUCGCAGUGAACUUUUCAUUUCAAAAACACCACGCAUUGCGCAUUGGAUUGCGCAAACGGCGCAAACUCGUAUUUGUGUGCUUGUUUGGGAAUAGUGCAUUUUAAAUAUGUUGGAGCGAAACCGGGCUGUGUUUUACUGAAAAAUUUGUGAUGAAAUAUGUCAGAUAUAAAACGUGUCGUGUUGACUACAUUGGAACCACAAAGAGUGACAGAUAAAACGGUAAAAAACUUGUGCAAAACGUUGAGAAUAUGUGUAGCUCUUCCAGAAUCAAACGAAGACAAGUGUCCAGAAUACAACUAUAAGGACGAGUUAGCAGCUGCAAAGAAAAAGGUUAAACAGAAUAUCAAGGAAACCAACAAUGUACCGAAUGGGCUGGACCUCUUUGAUAAUGACGAUGACGUUCGAAGAAUUGCACUGGAAAUGGAAGCAAAAUAUGGCUCCGGGUUGAAUCCAGGAACGAAAAAGCGACGCAAAGGUCGCAAAGACGAUUACGCCGACAUUGGAGCAGGAUAUGAUGAGUCUGACUCCUUCAUUGAUAACACCGAUGGUUAUGACGAGAUUAUUCCACCAAAUGUAACAACCGCGAGAGGGGGAUUUUAUAUAAAUAGCGGAGCUCUGGAGUUUAAGACUGAUGAUGAAGCAACGUCUGAAGGGUCAUCCAGCGGUGAUGAUGAAGAGGCAGGGGGCAGUGGCAACGAGGAAGGCGAAGCCAGCAGAGUAAAGAAAAAGAGAGCUUUGGAUACCACAGACGAUGAGGAAGCAGACAGCGAUGCUAGUGUGGGCUCCCAAACCAACAAGAAAGAUAACUUGGAAAAACCAAAAAUAAGUAUGCAGCAAGCUAUUAAGAAAAAAAUGUUUAGUCCACAAAAGAUUCAAGUGAAAAAGCGCCGGCUGCUCGAUUCCCAAAAAAGAACUGUCAAAGAUUUGCUCCGCGAGAAACGAACAGAUUUAGAUAUGACAAUUCCGGAAGAAUUCAAGGAUACUGAUGUUCCAAUGAGAGAUGGGACCAAGGAAAACAAAAAACCAAUGAAAUUAAGCAGCGUGUCCGAUGCUAUUGAAUCAGUAAUAAGCAGAUUGGAUGGUGAUGGUGUGGUCCCAUUAGAAAAUAAUAUCAAUGCUAACAUUACAAAGGGAGAGCUUUCCACAAAACCUAUAGCCAUUCCCCUACCUUUGCCAGAAAUGGAAAAUCAUCACAAAGUAAAUAAAUUUGAAUUUGUCAAGUUGCCCGAGAAUCUUCCAUCCGACAUUAUAGACAUUUUAGAAGGCAUUAAAAGAGCAGCUCGGGAUUACAAGGCAGGAGGAAAACUGAAAUUCUUCAGUGGAGAAGUCAAUGUUAUGUUACUUCAAUUAGAAAGGAAAUGCAAGUGUCUGGGGCGAUCCUCAAGGGUUAAAGUGUACGAACAUUUGUCGCAUUUCGUGCAAUGCAGAAAAGAAACUCUUGUGAAACGUGCUAAAAACUUGGUACUAGCAGAUGAACAGAAAAAAAUGAAUGUAGCCAUUAUCAAACUGAAGACUGAGAUAGAUCAGAAAAUGCCAUCUCUGAUAUCCAAUCAUGAAAAAGAAUGCCAAAAGGUUCUCCAACAAAAAUUUUCUCAUGAAGCAACCACCAAUGACGAACUAAAAGCUUUAAAGGCGCCAAGGAGAAGAUUUACGUUUUCCGAGGACAUGAAGCGAUUGGUCCGCGAUAUCUUAGGCCACAAGAAACGCUGCCUUCUACUUGAAGGCAGGCAAAAAGAUUCAAUAGAAUGCCUGUUACUGGAAUAUUUGAAGAACAACAUUUUGGUUCUUUGGCCAGAUGGCUGGAUGUCGAUGGUCGUGCUGAAGAAGUUCUGCAGCGUUGCAAUGAUAAAAACGCCAGAUCCCAAACUUUUGAAGGCACCGAACGCGUCAAAAGGUCAAAAACUGCCCAUUUCUUCCGCAGCUCCCCUCAAACUAGCUCAAACCUCCGCCAAUCUUACAAUAACGCCGGUGAAUUUAAACGAUAAGUUGGCGGAGGUCGUUUCAAAUCAAAAACUGCAUGAAACCACCAUAAAACCAAUUAACAAGGAUGGCAGAGAGAAACAAAAGCUUCCAAAAGAUAACGGAGUUAUAGUAAUGAACUCGAAAGAGGAAACUGUGAUAGCGACCAAUCACUGCCAGAUCAUUGAUCUCACGGAAAUCCACACCAAAUCACCUAGAGAAGAGGAAGUAAGUUUGCUGCAUACACAUAAGAUUCACAAAGAGGAUACCAUUAAGUUGCACACCGAAGGCGAAUUAAGAGGUGUUAAUUUGGUUACCUCUGUAAAGGAUGAUUAUUCAAAGAGCAAAUACCUCAAUAAGGAAGAGCCAGUCAAUUUCGCCAAAAGUCAAAAGGAUGACGACUUACGAAUCCCCAAGUUUACCAAGUUUCACAAGGAAGCUGAAGCUCAUCACAUGAUUUCUUCCCGUACGAGAAAAGAGGACAUCAUGACCUUGCCAUUUGCUAAAGAGAAGGAGCAUUUGGUUUCUCAUCCAUUACAAUUCAAGAAUGAGCAGAACGAAAUUGAUUUGAAAAAACUGCAGGAUAUUACUGUGACUCCGACCAUGCAAAAUGAUCGAGAUGACGUUCAAAAAGUGAUGGAAAGUUUAAAGGCACUGCAGAAAUUGUCGUCUCCAGCCAAAACUGAAGUUAGCAGUUCCCCGGUUUCAGUAAUAGCAUUUAAUAAAAGUUACUCGAAUUCAAGUCACGGUGUGAACAGCGGAGGCGUCGGCAGGACAGAUUUUGUAGGCUUCCAAGAUGAGUUUCAAAAGCAGUUUAUAAGUUCAUUAAGUACUUCAAAAUCGAAUUCGGUCGCAACGAAGUCUUACAACAGGUCGUGCAGUUGAGUGGCAAGUAGUUUUUGUGUGGUAGCAGAAGAGAAGAGGCCUUCUAAGUGAUUAGUUUCCCCUGUUGUUAAAAAAAGCAAAAGAUAUAUUUAGAGACUAUGGGGUAUUUAUUGUAAAUAAGUCUGCAACUGCCUAAAAAUUGAUGAAAUUGUUUUUCAAGUAUUGUAAAUUAUGGAAAAUUGUUUAUAAUGAUUUUUAUAUAGUCAUUCCCUGUAAUAUUUAUUUGCGUUGUAUAUACAUUUUUUUCUUUUUCAUUUGUUUU
Messenger RNA from Cylas formicarius (sweet potato weevil), 3249 nucleotides. RefSeq names its product yemanuclein. The record is from RefSeq and is a predicted model, not a curated record. The transcript is spliced from 10 exons. Gene Ontology annotation, cellular component: nucleus. NCBI's taxonomy places the organism in Eukaryota, Metazoa, Arthropoda, Insecta, Coleoptera, Brentidae. The coding region runs from base 300 to 2987 and encodes 895 amino acids.